Sitophilus oryzae (rice weevil) is the source of this 1697-nucleotide messenger RNA. It is a transcript of the gene PGS1, whose product is annotated as CDP-diacylglycerol--glycerol-3-phosphate 3-phosphatidyltransferase, mitochondrial. Gene Ontology annotation, cellular component: mitochondrion. Lineage: Eukaryota; Metazoa; Arthropoda; Insecta; Coleoptera; Curculionidae. The record is from RefSeq and is a predicted model, not a curated record. Gene Ontology annotation, biological process: cardiolipin biosynthetic process. Bases 163 to 1605 code for a protein of 480 amino acids. The transcript is spliced from 4 exons. Gene Ontology annotation, molecular function: CDP-diacylglycerol-glycerol-3-phosphate 3-phosphatidyltransferase activity.
GAACAUCUGAUAUUGACAGAUGGGAAAAAUGAGGAAAUGAGGUUAUAAAUUUUAGGACGGUUGUGUUGUGUUUGUGUUUUAUAUUGUGAUAAUUUCGUCUGUUUUUAAAAACAAAGAAUUAUAUAAAUGAAGUAGAAAUGAAAAUAAAGAGACGUUUCAGCUAUGAUCCGCAGAAUAGUAAACAGUGUCGUUGAAGGAUGUUUACAGACUCCUUCGGAGAGUUAUAUUUACCCACAUCCAUUUACAAAGAGCGAUACAUUAAGUUUUAGUUGGCUAACUAAUGUCUCUCCAUGUUUUCCUGUCAAUGCAAAAAAUAUCCAAAUUAUAUCAGAGCCAAAGCAAUUUUAUGACACCAUUUUACACUAUUGUUCCACAGCGAGCCAAAGAAUUACUUUAGUGAGUUUAUAUAUUGGUAUAGGAGAAUUAGAAAAGAACUUAAUAAACGCUUUAAAAGAAAAUAAGUAUUUUGGAAACAAUAACCUGAAGAUAAAUAUUUUACUAGACUAUACAAGGGGAAGUCGAGAUAGAGAAAAUUCUAGGACAGUAUUACAGCCUCUUUUGCAACAAAAUGAAUCUAAUUGCACCGUUUCCUUAUAUCACACCCCAUUUUUAAGAGGUCUUUUAAAAAAAUAUUUACCCAAUAGGUUCAAUGAAAUUGUUGGUUUACAACACAUGAAGCUUUACGUGUUUGAUGACACUUUAGUUAUAAGUGGUGCUAAUUUGUCUAAUGAUUAUUUUACAAAUCGACAAGAUAGAUAUUUUAUUAUUAAAGAUAAAAAACUAACAGAUUUUUACUGUGGCUUGGUACGUAAAGUGGAAAGUUUUAGUUUAAGAAUGGACAAGCACAACAAAAUAAAUCUUUCAAAUAACUGGCAAUAUUCGCCAUAUGAUGGAAAUAAACGUAAAUUUAUUGAAAAAGCUGGAGACUUAAUUGAACAACAUUUAGAUGAUGCCAUAAAAGAUCAAAACAUGAUUCAGACGCAGGGUUGUGAUACAUGGGUAUUUCCAACAAUUCAAAUGGGCCAAUUGGGUAUAGAACAUGACUCUUUAAUCACAGAGAGAAUUCUUGCUGAGGCUCCCAAAAAUGCUAAAUUAAAAAUUGCUACUGGCUAUUUUAAUUUGACUAGCCAAUACAUGAGCACUUUAAUUUACGAAACUCGGGCCAAUUGCGAGAUUUUAAUGGCGCAUCCUAAUGCUAAUGGAUUUUUAAAUGCCAAAGGCAUUGCUGGCGGAAUACCUUUUGCAUAUUCCUUAAUAGCUAGAAUGUUUAAAAAACAGUUUGAAAAUAAGAAUCAGGGAUUUAGGAUUAAAUUGCUUGAAUAUCUAAGGGAUGGCUGGACUUAUCAUGCAAAAGGUUUAUGGUAUUACCCUCCUCAUUCUGAAUAUCCUUGUAUGACUAUAGUAGGAUCUCCUAAUUUUGGUGCAAGAUCAGUAGUAAGAGACUUAGAAACACAGCUUGUAAUAGUUACUGAAAAUUCUGAGUUAAGAAAGCAACUUCAUGAAGAAUGCCACAACUUAUAUAAGCUGGGACAAGAUGCACAAACCCAAAGAGACGUUCCUUCUUGGAUAUAUGUCUUUGUUAAACUUUUUAGAACUUAUUUUUGACUAGCUUCAAAGUUUCAGUAUAUUUUUUGUUAGUUUAUUGUUUUUUACAUAAAUAAAUGUUGAUUUUUGUUUACAAUAGAUACUCUUUUUUC